GGGGGGAGGAGGGUGCAGCUCUCUCUGCUACGUCAGCGCACAUCACAGGGGCACACAGAACCUUUUUGCUUCAGGUACUCGGGGUGACUCCCUGCACGGAAAAAACAGCGAAUCCCGGUCACCCUUAAACGCGCUGACCUUCCCUCCACAAAGGAUUUCGUGUCGGAGCGCACGCUGGCCAGAGGUCCAUCAGCAGCAGUGCAGUGGAGCAGGGAGCUGACCGCGGUGCUGAAUUCAUCAGCUAACAGAGAUCCCCAUUGCACACUCAUGUGCCUGGGCUGCUCCUGAUAGCUCCCAUUCCUAGCAGCAACAGACCAACACUUCCACAUCCAAGAUGGACGACGACGGGCGUUACAGAGACAGCCGCUCAGACUUUGUCCGUGGCGCCAAGGACAUUGCCAAAGUCGCCAAGAAACAGGUCGGCAAGAAGAUGGGGCGUGGCAUGGACAAAAUGGCCGACGAGUACACCAAGCGCUCCUACAAACGCUUUGAGGAGGAAGACGAUGAUGAAGACUAUGGCGGUGUGCCGAGCAACGCCGGCGGAUAUUACCGCAAUGACAGCCGAGCUAAUGACGAUGAAGGUCACAGUGAUUCCACUGAAGGACACGACGAGGACGAUGAGAUCUACGAGGGGGAGUACCAGGGCAUCCCGAGGGCUGACUCGGGCAAGACCGGCAGCAUGGAUGGGGUGACGGCCACCCAGGCGCAGCAGUUCAGGGAUCUGUCGGCCUACGAGGGUGAGAGGAGGAAAGACCAGGAGGAGCUGGCCCAGCAGUACGAGACCAUCCUGCAGGAGUGCGGCCACGGGAAGUUCCAGUGGACGCUCUACUUUGUCCUGGGGCUGGCGCUGAUGGCGGACGGCGUGGAGAUCUUUGUGGUCGGCUUCGUGUUGCCCAGUGCAGAGAAGGACAUGUGUCUAUCGGAGCCCAACAAGGGCAUGCUGGGUCUGAUCGUGUACCUGGGGAUGAUGGUCGGGGCCUUCGUGUGGGGCGGCCUGGCAGAUCGGAUCGGCCGGCGGCAGACCCUCCUCAUCUCCCUCUCCAUCAACAGCGUGUUUGCCUUCUUCUCGUCCUUCGUCCAGGGCUACGUCUCCUUCCUCUUCUGCCGCCUGGCCUCAGGUGUCGGCAUUGGCGGCUCCAUCCCCAUCGUGUUUUCCUAUUACUCUGAGUUCCUGGCCCAGGAGAAGCGAGGAGAACAUCUGAGCUGGCUCUGCAUGUUCUGGAUGAUCGGCGGUAUCUACGCCUCCGCCAUGGCCUGGGCCAUCAUCCCACAUUAUGGCUGGAGUUUCCAGAUGGGCUCGGCCUACCAGUUCCACAGCUGGCGUGUCUUUGUGCUGGUGUGUGCCUUCCCGUCUGUGGCGGCCAUCUCCGCCCUCACCACAAUGCCCGAGAGCCCCCGCUUCUACCUGGAGAAUGGGAAACACGACGAGGCGUGGAUGAUUCUGAAGCAGGUCCAUGACACCAACAUGAGGGCCAAGGGUUACCCAGAGAGAGUCUUCUCUGUGACCACCAUUAAAACAGUGAAGCAGAUGGAUGAGCUGGUGGACCUGGGCGAUGGUGCUGCCUGGCAUCAGAAAUGGAGGAUAAAGCUCACGACACUUUUCCAUCAGGUGUGGAGUAACUUCCAGACUGUUUUCUCCCCCGAGUAUCGCCGCACUACCUACAUGAUGAUGGCCGUGUGGUUCUCCAUGUCCUUCAGCUACUACGGUCUGACAGUGUGGUUCCCCGACAUGAUCAAGUACCUGCAGAAGCAGGAGUACGCCUCGCGCACCAAGGUUUUCGUCAAGGAGAAAGUGGAACACAUCACCUUUAACUUCACCCUGGAAAACCAGGUCCACCGCCAGGGAGAGUACUUCAACGACAAGUUCAUGAACCUGAAAAUGAGAUCUAUGGUAUUUGAGGACUCGCUGUUUGAGGAGUGUUACUUUGAGGACAUCACCUCCAGCAACACCUUCUUCAAGAACUGCACCUUUAUCGCCACCCUCUUCUACAACACAGAUCUAUUCAAGUACAGGUUGGUCAACUGCAAGCUAAUCAACAGCACUUUCUUGCACAACAAAGAAGGCUGCCUGCUCAGUGACGUCAGCGAUGAGAACAAUGCCUACAUGGUCUACUUCGUCAGCUUCCUGGGCACCUUGGCUGUGUUGCCAGGCAACAUCGUCUCCGCGCUGCUCAUGGAUAAGAUCGGACGGCUGAGGAUGCUAGCGGGCUCCAGUGUGAUCUCUUGCGUCAGCUGUUUCUUCCUGUCCUUCGGCAACAGCGAGUCAGCCAUGAUUGCUCUGCUCUGCCUGUUCGGGGGAAUCAGCAUCGCCUCCUGGAACGCCCUGGAUGUGCUGACCGUCGAGCUCUACCCCUCUGACAAGAGAACCACGGCUUUUGGCUUCCUCAACGCCCUCUGUAAAUUAGCGGCUGUUUUAGGCAUAAGCAUCUUUACCUCCUUCGUUGGUAUCACCAAGGCUGUGCCCAUCCUGUUCGCCUCGGGGGCGCUGGCGGCGGGCAGCUUUCUGGCCCUCAAACUACCAGAAACGCGGGGUCAGGUGCUGCAAUAGUGUGGCGCCAACAACUUUCCCAGGGGGUGGGGCAGAAGAGUUUUCACCACACUGUGAAUGAGCAGCUCAAGAGCCCUCCAGAUCCUUACCUCUGACCCCUGUCUCAUGAUUAUAGAGUAACGUUUGUGCACAGAUGCAGAUCUGCUGUAAAUAUUCGGGACUGAUGAUUAUUUGAUGGGUGAUAGUGACGCUGUGACAAACCAUUAGAGUACCUGAAGAAAUGUCAAACUGAGGCAAAUUUCUGAUGAAGUAAAAGUAAUAUUAACAUGUUCAGUGAGAGCAUGACACUUCAUAUGAUAGAUUUAGAUUCGGCCCCCCUGAUAUAAGUCCAUACACCUGGGGUUGGAGGUCAGGAGAUGGGGGCUCUUGAUAAUGAGCCAUGCAAAUAGACUCAUAGAAAUGACCACUAGCCAUUGUUGCAGAGUUCUCUGUAGUCACCUCCAUUCUUCUGAGCAAACUCACCUGUCAAGUCUUGAGUACUUUGCCAUUGUCGGACAUAGAAUCAAAAAUGCGACAUCUUCUGCCUUGAUUUGAAGCAUUUUUGACUUUGCGGGGUAAAACCAAGACACACCUCUCUUGGCUUUCUCUCAAACAAAGACCUGUCCUCAUUCUUUAUCUCCUGAGGUCUUGUGUUGAUGUACAGACUAACUGCCAUUUUUAUAGAUAGAACAUUCCAGGUUUGCUUUUGUUGAUGUUAGUGUGCGACAAGGAGAUCAAUCGAGCCCCUUCUCCCUUUAAAGCAUUGUUUCCGAUCACCUCCGAGCAGCCAUGAGACAUCCAGAUCCGUUAACGGACACGUCUCUCAUGCCAAGUGAAGAUUUUGUGUUGUCAUGGUCACCAUUUCAUCUUAAAGAGUAAGUUCAAGUGUACAUUUAAAGCACAACCAUUUGCCAGUGUGAAUGUCCCUAACAUUUUCUUGACUCGAUGAAAAUGUUCAGAAUCUCACACUCAGUCACCAGUUUUUCAAUCAUACUGUAUAUCCCUUUGUAAGAAAUGCCUUUAUAGUCCCUCCCCUCCCAGGCUUACAGUAUGUUUGUCUCUUAUAAUAUAUGUUUUGGAGGGUGUUAUGCAUGUCACAAAGUAUGUAUGUAAAUUUAUGACAACUGAGAGUACAACAUGUAAAACAGCGUUCUGGACAAGUUGCAUUUGCUCAUUGGUUAGUCUGGUUUAAGUCACCCGAAUAUUUUUGACAUUUCCUACCCACAAAAAACAGCACAGUGCUUUUAUUCUGCCGUCGGUAGCAGUGAUACCGUGUAAGAUGAUGAACCUCACACUCCACAGGAUGUUCUUAAAAUUAAAAUAUUCCUUAAAUCAUACACACAGGUGGGAAAAAAAGCAGGUAAUCACAAAGGAGGAAAAAAAAAAUACUCUAAAAGUCUUAGUUUUGACGGUUUCAGUUCAGGGGUGUGUCAGAGCUGACAGACUAUAAUCUAAUUGUUUGUGUGAACUGAAUGUUUAUAUUAAUGUGAGUGUGCUUCUUAGUGCAAUAUUGAGCCUCUGUGCAAUAUUGAGAUUUUAAUUUAUUUUUUAUGUCUUUUACCAUUUCAUAUUUGGCAAACAUUAAUUUUAUUUGUGAAAGGUUGUGGGGUAGCUGUCUUAUAUUGGUAAGCGAACAUGGUGUGAUAAGAUACUGGACGUACUUAACAUGUUUUUUGCUCUUGGAUCAAGACUGGCUUGAAGAUCAGGAUUUUUUGAAGUGGGGUUGUAUAGGAUAUUUAUCCAUAGACAGUAUAUUACAGACAGUAGAUGUCAGUCGGGACGCCCCCACUUUGGAGAAGCAGGCUGGAAUCCAACAUGGAAGCUAAGCAGUAUAAUGCUGUGAAGGGUCCCAGCUAAAACAGUCUUAAAAAGAGUUUAAGUACACACUACAUUUAGAAUAUUUUCACUGCUUUACCUUAAUGAAAGAAUGUGAUUUACAACUGUAAAAUAAAGCUGUUACAUGGCUCUCUUUAAAGCCAGACUCCAUUGAGAAAAACAGUGAUUUAACACUGCUGAACACAGGAGCUGCUGGUCUACCACUGCCCCGAACAGUUAGUUUGUUUGUGUUAUUGUGUAGCUUUGGCAUUUAAAAAGAUUAGUUUGGAUUCACCGAAGUCACACAUUAACACAAACUAAGGGACUGAUCAAAGCAGCGGUUCACCAGCAGUUCCUGUGUUUAGCCAGCUAAAAUGACUGUUUUUGUCAAUGGAGUUUGGUGGCUUUGAGAAGGAAUAGAUGGGAAACUGCAGCCGUUAGUGGCUUCCCCGUUGGAAUGGGCUGUCUGGCGGAAAGGCAAAGCGGUAAAAAUACUAUUUAGUAUUUAUUUUUAUUUGGUGGGACUUUUUUAUAUCUCUGGGUCUUGAUCACGAGUGAGGGUCGAAUGGAGUGUGAGAUGGAUCAGCAGUGAUGCAGGCGCUGCGCCGGUCCGUCAUGGUGAAGAGGGAGCUGAGCUGGAAGGCGAAGCUUUCGAUUUACUGGUCCAUCUGGGUCCCAACCCUCACCUAUGGUCAUGAGCUGUGGGUAGUGACCAAAAGAAUGAGAUCGCGGAUACAAGCAGCCAAAAUGAGUUUCUUCUGUGGGGUGUCUGGGCUCAGCCUUAGAGAUAGGGUGAGGAGCUCGGACAUCAGGAGGGAGCUCGAGUAGAGCCGCUGCUCCUUCGCGUCAAAAGGGAUCAGUUGAGGUGGUUCGAGCACCUGAUCAGGAUGCCUCCUGGGCGCCUCCUGUUGGAGGUGUCCUGGGCAUGUCCCACUGGUAGGAGGCCCCGGGGCAGACCCAGAACACGCAGGAGGGAUUACAUAUCUCAUCUGGCCUGGGAACACCUUGGGGUUCCCCAGGAGGAGCUGGAAAGUGUUGCUGGGGAGAGGGUGCUUUGUUUGCCACCGCGAUGGGACUUUUUUUAGGUGACUAAAAUAACUUUUGUUGCUAACUCCACCAGCCUGCUUCUUCAAGCUGAGGGAGUGCCGACUGACAUCUACUGUAUGUCAUAUACUGUCUAUGGAUAAGGACCCUGUACUAACCCACUUCAAAAAAAAUCCGAACUGUCCCUUUAAGCAUCAGUAGAGUAAAUAUUAAAAUUGUUGGAAAAUUCUGCACCCAAAGUAAAACCAACAAAAAAAACGUUGGACAGCAGAGUUGUUCUAUUUUAAAUGUUCCUAAUUUAGGAUGUCCUCGGGGCACGAACAGGAACAUGUUGAACAGUGAGGAUUAAUUGCAGCUGAAAUGGAUUAUUCUAAUGAGGGUACAGAUUUGGAGUGUGUUUACUUGUGCUUUAUUAUACAAAUGUAGCUAGAUAUAACAUGAGAUUCACUGUAGAGAACUCACUGCCAAGGGCUGAUUGUCAUAUAUCCCCACACAGGUUACAGCACAGAGUCUUGACACAAAAUUAUUGCCUCAUUCCCCUGAUCUAGAGAAGCAUGGAUGAUAUGUUCACAAUUGCAUGAUAAAAAGAAAAACAAUCAUUAACAUGUAGGAUUAAAGAAAAAAAAAGUUUUCGUCCAAACUGCCAUUUUGUAGGAUAGCAGCCAUACGUAGACUCGAGACAGUUGAAUAAAUAGACAACCCAUUGCACUAAAUGUACACUGUCGUACAUGCACAAUUGUGAACGCCUUGAGUUCUUCAAGACACAAUCUGAUGCAGCCUUGCUAGAGUUUUAAAGAAGAACACGGCAGGCGUUUAGCAAGAGCACAAAGACCAAAACCUACCAAAUGACAAGAUUGUGAAGUGCAGUUGUGAACAUAGGUGCUUCGAGCUUUGAUGACCUGCCCCUUGCAUUUCACUCCCUCCAUCCUGAUCUAACUAAAUUUGACAUCUGACCCAUUAUCUAUGAGUGUGCCAUGAGUACCGCCUCUCAUUAAUUAUUGCCAAAUAUUUUCUAUGGCCUGAGUUUACACAUUACACCAUCGACUCUCUGUUAUAUGAAUAUAUGUAAAUAAAAGUACUUAUAAUGUAACUAUUAAGAUAGCUCUUCAAACCUUUUGACCCCGGGAAAUAUAUAUUGCAGUCAGUCUUUGUAGGUUCGCAGCCAACGAUCAUGCGAAACAAGAACACCUGGACUCGUUAUGGUAAUGAAGACCUUUCCCAACUCAUCUGAUAACCAGUCUGAGAGUCCAGGUGCUCUUGUUUUGAAACUGCAAGAGAUGAUGGCGUCAGGAGCCAAAACAGCCGGCAGGUCAGACCACAAAAUUUGCCCUCUUAAAAGCACAUUGAUAGUAUGUAAAUGCACAUUAACUGUACAAAUAUAAAAGCUAAGCGUCAGCAGUCCUACUCUCUGUAUGUCGUCCUGUAUCACCCAUGAAAUUUAAGAACAACGAUGUCAAGAUAACAGUUGUAUUUGUUCAACAUGGAAUGAUGUUAAAGCGCUAACCUGUCUCAGUGACUCAGUUCAGGCUCUGUCAAAGUUGAAAUCGUCUCUCGUAGAUACAUAUCUUAGCUUACGUUACAGGGUUUUUUUGUAUAAUGAACUUGUUGCCUGAGCAACAGUCAAUCGUGAGUGCAAAAAGUUAACAAAGCAAUAAGUGUUUGGGUAUUUGUCUCUUAUUCUCUUCUUCAAAGCUAUUGGGAAUCAGAGCACAUUCCUAUAUGCUGGCCUCGUCCACUAAAAUGCUGAGUGUUGGCUUAAUAAUGGCACAGCUGACAUUCGUGUGUACUCUCUGAAACAACCCUAAGUCUUGAGGCUUUUGUCAAUAAGAUUGCAUUGCCAUUAAUUAAAUGUAACAAAGAAUUUAUCACCUUUGUCAUUGUACUGUGCUGUAGAAACUGUAGUUGAUUGUAAGUAUAGAAACUGUUUGUGGAACCAUGAAUAUAAAAAAAGGCAUAAAAAAAAGAAGUGUAAAUGAACAAUGCUGUAUGUUGUCUUUGAUUUUGUGUAUUUUGUAAAUGAGAAUGAAAUAUAAGUAAAUACAUCAAUGUUAAAUACCAGUUAUGAAUCAUAGUUAGCCUAAAUGUGACAACAUCAGUUCUGUUAAAAGGUGUGUGAGAUUUUUUUUUUCUUAUAUUUUCUCAUUGUUGAUUUUUGAUUGGGUUUGCACAGUGUCGUGCAGCUGACCCUUUGGAAUCACAAUGGAUAACAAAGAACCAUGAAGAAUAAACAAAA
Epinephelus fuscoguttatus (brown-marbled grouper) is the source of this 7619-nucleotide messenger RNA. It is a transcript of the gene sv2a, whose product is annotated as synaptic vesicle glycoprotein 2A. NCBI's taxonomy places the organism in Eukaryota, Metazoa, Chordata, Actinopteri, Perciformes, Serranidae. The transcript has 13 exons. Gene Ontology annotation, molecular function: transmembrane transporter activity. Gene Ontology annotation, biological process: chemical synaptic transmission; transmembrane transport. The record is from RefSeq and is a predicted model, not a curated record. Gene Ontology annotation, cellular component: membrane. Bases 335 to 2548 code for a protein of 737 amino acids.